CACUUCUUUGAUACUCUUUGAUACUUUGAGUUCUGCAUCGAUACAAUCUCUGAUUUAUGAUUGCGAGUAUUGCAAAAUACCAAAUCAAACAUCGCAGAACCACUGACAACAUCCUGGUAUCAAUGUUGUUAUAGAUUUUACUGGAAUCAUAUCACAUCAUUUAAAUAUCUGGUAUCAAGAUAACCUUAGUCUGCGUGAUAUUUUAUACAGCGUUUUUUUAAUCUUGUAAUGUGAACAGUGUUUGACCAGGAAUUACAUUUAACCUCUAAAACAGAAAUCAGGAGAAGAAAACGACCGAGCGGAGGUUAUAAUUCCCAGUCUUCAUGAGUUUAUAUCAUGUUUGUGACGUGACAAAAAAGUUUGAUCAGAUUUUAAACAUCUAUUUUCUCAAAGAAAUACAAAAAAACCUGUCAUUUAAUCUUAAGGGGGACAUAUUAUAAAAAAUCUACUUCUACAGUGUGUUUGAACAUAUAUUUGGAUAACCUGAGUGUCUACAGACCCACAAAAUGUGAAAUAAACCCAUCUAGUCCUUUGUUUGUGGUGCUUGAUUCAUGUUAUAUUUUGACCAAAGCACAGCACAGAUGUUUCAUUUAGACCACAGGGGACUGUUUGAAAAGGUGGGAAAUGCGGAUAAUAUGUCCUCUUUAACAAAGCUGACAUCUGUAUCAGCUAAUCAAGAGUUAAAUUUCACAUCUUUAUGGAAAUAUCAGAUUUGCAGAGUGCAGCCUCGAGCAGGCAGUCUGCCAGACGUUGAGAUUAAAAACCAAAAGCAGAAGUUUUAAACGAGGCCUCUCGAUUCUGAAACAACCUGCAGGAGGAGGGCAUGUGCGGUCUUUAGGUCACGUAUUUACACUUCUUCAGCGAAAGAAAGCGUUUAAAAUACUUCUCAUGAGGGAAAAUACUGGAAGAAAUAAAUAAACUUAAAUUCUCUAUAACUCACAAUGACGCAGAGGAACGCACUUCCUGCCAAAUGUCUGAAAUAAUCACUGAGUUGCUUCACACGGUGGAGCAGGAAGGGUUUAAAAAUCGUGUAAUAACUCAGAUUUCUACAAGCUGGCAACUCCAAAAACAUGAAGCAAAGUCAUAAACCUGAAAUGAUUCUUUUAGUACAUCACUUUUACAACAUUAUCUCUGACAUACUUCCAUAUUCAGGCCCAUGUUUGAGAGAGUUUAAUUACUGCUUGUAUUGCCCCCCCCGUGUGAAUGAGAGGAGGAAUCUUCAGACUUAGGACUUUGAGUUUUUAUUGAUCAUAAAGCGUCAUUGGGAUCCUGAUUAGCUCUCAAAUCUGCUGUCACUAAGUCCGCCAGAGCUGAGAAAACUACAGUUCUACAAAUCCACAAAUCUCAAACCUCUUAAAAAAACAGGCCAGUUUAAAAGUGGUACUCUCAUCUUGACAGUUUAUUAUUACUGGUAUUUUAAGUAACACAGGAAGAACAGUUGCAGAAGAAAGGGUGCGCUGAAGUUGCCGUUGUUGGGAAACUUUUUUUCUCUUCUUCAGCUUCACAGAUGGGAAGCUGCAGCCGGGACUCGCCAUCCUCCCUCAGGAGACAACGAUAUGUCAGCUGGUGUGUGGACCCUGCAGAGACGGGUUCUUCAGGAGAAAUUCCUCUCCAAAACCAUCUUAUGGCUUUUUCAGGAUCAGUCCCACGUCUCCUCCUGACUCCAGCAGACACCAGAGAAGCGUCUCCACAUCAACACACACACCUGACUGUAACAAAGAGGACACACAAAGAGGUCUUCACACUCUCACGCCACUCCCUGGUAGACGCUGACUUGCUCGACAUUGACCGAUCGUCUUAUAGUCACUCUGAUGAUGAAGGAAUGAAAGGACACGAGGAUGACUCGUCUCCUCGACAUCCAGAGGACCAAAGCUUCCUACUCCUCCUCCGCAGGAGCAGUCCGGUCAUCUCCAGACGACAACGACCCGUCUCCUGGCAAGGAGGAGGCACAGAUAGCUUCAAUCCAUCGAGACCGGACUCUCUGGAUCAGCGUCAGCCCGCGUCGGUCACCACUUUGGAUGAUCUGGACCUUCACUCGUCCUCACGCUGUGUUUCUGUCUCAUCAAACCUGAGCGAUGAACCUCGCCUUCGCUUCAGUGGACAGCAGGGAUUGGCUGAGGAGCACAGAGGGCGGGGCCUCCUCAGAUGUCAACCCCCUCACUCAUCAGCCCAUGUCAGCAGACAGAGAAGGAGCCGUGGUGUCCCAGAAUUCUCUGCAGACCUCUUAAAGACCCACACUGAGCUGGAGAAGGAGAAUGCUCAUUUCAUCGUAGUGGACAUGGUGCUGGAGGUGCUGGAGGGAGCGAAGUGGACGUUAAUGAUGGACACACACCAGAACACACAACAACACACACUCUGCCCGGCCUGCACACAACAACACACACACUGUCAGACCUGCACACAACAACACACAAGCUCUUCAGAGGAUGAAACACCUCUCGAACAGACACAGAGCUCACACCACAGAAACACUGUUCGAGAGAUUCUCGCGCACACACACUCCGAUAAAAACAUGCAGACAUCCCAUAGAAACACACACUCCUCCUACGCACACACACACAAACACACACAGGAGGAAGAGGAGGGAGUGGCGUAUGAAGAGGCUAAACAUCAACCAAAGACUUUCUCCAUCCUCUCCAACGACAGUGGCUUUGAAGACUGUGGAGCUGACUCUCUGACCACACAAAGAGAUUCUCUCAGAAAUGCAGAGGCUCUGGCUCAGCAGCUGGUGCUGGAGUUCAGGAGGAGCUGGCUUCCUUCAGACGGUCCCAGACGAGGACGGCAGAGCCUGCGGAGCUCCCUGCUGGAGUUACCUGGUGGAGCAUGUGUGACGGUGGUCAGCAGCGGCCUGGCGGAGGAGAUCAGACUGAGAACGAGGAUGAGAGGAUGUCUGAGCUGGGCUCCACCUCGAGUCCAGAUCAUCUACACGGUGCAGCCGAACCACAGACGCAGUGACGUUGUCGCUCAGCAGAACUUUCUUUGUGCGGGUUGUGGAACAGAAUUAGAGCACAAGUACAUAAAGAAACUGCGGUACUGUGAAUACCUGGGCAGGUACUUCUGUGACUGCUGCCACAGUGGCUCUGAGGCUGUGAUUCCUGCACGGGUUCUGACCCACUGGGACUUCAGCAGGUUCCCUGUGAGUGAUUUCUCCAAACAGCUGCUGGACUCAGUUUGGUUUCAGCCGCUGUUCGAUCUGAGCUGUGUGGGUAAAAAACUCUACGGCCGAGUGAAGGAGCUCCGCAGGUUCAGGGAGCUCCAGGAUCAGCUGCUUUGCAUCAAGAAGCUGCUGAAGGCCUGCAGAUUAUCCAAACGGGUGAUGACAGAGUUUGAACAGCUUCCUGCCCACCUGACUGAGCAGCCUCACCUGUUCUCCAUGGACGACCUGCUGAGAGUGAAGAAGGGUCAGCUCGUGUCUCAGGCCCAGGCCGUGCUGAACUCUGCCAUCGGUCAUGUAGAAAACUGUCAGCUGUGUCUGGCCCGAGGUUUCAUCUGUGAGUUCUGCAGAGAAAAAGACGUCAUCUUCCCUUUUCAGACCGACAUGUGUAGGCGCUGUCCAGUGUGCAGGGCCUGCUUUCACAAACGUUGUUUUGUGGAGAAGAAGUGUCCAAAAUGCGCUCGGAUCCAAUCACGGAAAAAACGUAUGGACAGAUAGAUGAAGAGUGACCUAUUACCAGCUGCAGCAGUUGCACCUUCAUCAUUACACAGACCACAAAUUCAGU
Labrus mixtus (cuckoo wrasse) is the source of this 3719-nucleotide messenger RNA. It is a transcript of the gene rubcnl, whose product is annotated as rubicon like autophagy enhancer. Gene Ontology annotation, biological process: autophagosome maturation; autophagosome-endosome fusion; autophagosome-lysosome fusion. Gene Ontology annotation, molecular function: phosphatidylinositol phosphate binding. The record is from RefSeq and is a predicted model, not a curated record. Bases 1508 to 3652 code for a protein of 714 amino acids. Gene Ontology annotation, cellular component: intracellular membrane-bounded organelle; autophagosome membrane. The transcript is spliced from 18 exons. NCBI's taxonomy places the organism in Eukaryota, Metazoa, Chordata, Actinopteri, Labriformes, Labridae.